This is a messenger RNA of Salmo salar (Atlantic salmon), 1363 nucleotides long. Its product is annotated as alpha-parvin. Gene Ontology annotation, cellular component: actin cytoskeleton; focal adhesion; cytoplasm. The record is from RefSeq and is a predicted model, not a curated record. NCBI's taxonomy places the organism in Eukaryota, Metazoa, Chordata, Actinopteri, Salmoniformes, Salmonidae. Gene Ontology annotation, molecular function: actin binding. Gene Ontology annotation, biological process: cilium assembly; actin cytoskeleton organization; substrate adhesion-dependent cell spreading.
CCCAAGUUAGGGGAGGAAACUACAUAUGGGAACAAGGAAAGGAUUCGAGGGAUGGACGAAUGUUUGGAAUUCCGUUUCCGUUAUAGUGAACGUUGAUUCGAACAGAACGUGACAUAUCAAUUUAAUUCAGAGAUCUACUAAACGUGUAACUUUACUUUUUGAUUGUACCUUUGAGUUUUGGUUAAAUGUGAUCAUGGCUUCUUCGCCGUCCUCUCCCAAAUCGCCGACUACUCCGAAAUCUCCCUCUUCCAGAAAAAAAGAUGACUCGUUCCUGGGAAAAUUUGGAGGAACUUUAGUAAGAAGAAAGAAAGCAAAAGAAGUGUCUGAGCUCCAGGAGGAAGGGAUGAACGCCAUCAACCUGCCCCUGAGCCCCACCCAAUAUGAACUGGACCCAGAGGACACCGUGUUAGAGGAGAAUGAGUUUCGCACCAUUGUUGACCCCAACUCCAAGAACGACAGCAAACUACAGGAACUCCAGAAGGUGCUGAUCGACUGGAUCAAUGAUGUGUUGGUAGGAGAGAGGAUCAUCGUGAAGGACCUGGCUGAGGAUCUAUACGACGGGCAGGUUCUGCAGAAACUCUUUGAUGAGGAACAAUUCAAAUCCCCUAUUGAGAAGCUGGAGGGGGAGAAGCUGAACGUGGCUGAGGUGACCCAGUCGGAGAUCGCCCAGAAGCAGAAGCUACAGACGGUUCUGGAGAGGAUCAACGACUCCAUCAAGAUCUCCGCCAGGAGCAUCAAAUGGAACGUGGACUCUGUACAUGCUAAGAGUAUAGGGGCCAUUCUUCACCUGUUGGUGGCGCUGUCUCAACACUUCAGAGCACCAAUCAGACUUCCUGACCACGUGUCCAUCCAAGUAGUGGUGGUUCAGAAAAGGGAGGGAAUUCUUCAGUCCCGCCAGAUCCAGGAGGAGAUCACAGGCAACACAGGGGCUUUGUCUGGGAGACAUGAGCGAGAUGGUUUUCACACCCUGUUUGACCAUGCUCCAGACAAGCUCAAUGUGGAUGAAAUAGACUCUCAUCACCUUUGUGAACAAACACUUGAACAAGCUCAAUCUGGAGGUGGCUGAACUGGACACACAGUUUGCUGACGGUGUUUACCUGGUUCUGCUGUUGGGACUGCUGGAGGGCGACUUUGUUCCGCUCUACAAUUUCUUCCUGACACCUGAGAACUUUGACCAAAAGGUAUGUUCACAUUUACUCUCCAUUUUGCUAAAUUGUAUAUGUUCUAUGUGUGGUGCACUUUAAUUACAGUGAACACACUAGUUUCAUACAUUUCCAGCAAAUGAUGAUUUUAUGGCCCUAAUUGUUGAAAAAUCCAUUGGAAUAAAACAUAAUUCAAUCAUUUGCACCAUUGUUAAAUUCAA